ACUUCACCCACUCCUGCCCUCACGUCCAUCCCCGAGGCCCCUUCCACCCUGGUCCCGACACCUCGCAGGAGACUGCCAACCGCUCCCCCGAAGGCCCCCUCAUCCCACCACAGACCGGUCUCUCUCCCAGCAUCCAACCCCGACCGUCAGAGAACCCAACCAUCGGGGACACCAGCCACGGCCGAGGAGAGCCCCGUACCCCCCCCCGGGCCCUCCCCUACCUCUGCACCGGAAAUAGGAGGUUCACCCCCUCCGUUUCCAAUCUACCCCCAGGUCGUCAUUCAGACCUCGGAUAAGACAGUCCGUGCUCCUUUAAUGGAAGCAUCCCCGGCUCUGGCGACGCACCCCCACGUCAGACCUCGGGCCCUUUCCCCACCCCCCACAUGCCCACUGAGUGCGUCCACUCCUCUGCCCCAGCGUUCUAAAACACGCCUUUCCCUCCGGUCCACCCGUGAAACGCACGAAGCACUUCAAAACCCCCCCACCCCACAACUUUCACCUAUUCUCCCCACCCCAUUCAACAAACCUUCCAUUUCGUCGCCUUCAUCUCCCUCCAUUCUCCCCCAACAGGCAACUGAAAAACACUCAGAGCCAACCUCCCAUCACCCCACAGGUGGCACACUGCCACCCUCACAGCCUGUCACCCGGGAGACUGGGGUUCAACACCAGCCCUCACCCCAG
Messenger RNA from Epinephelus lanceolatus (giant grouper), 681 nucleotides. The record is from RefSeq and is a predicted model, not a curated record. NCBI's taxonomy places the organism in Eukaryota, Metazoa, Chordata, Actinopteri, Perciformes, Serranidae.